UGUAAAAACUGACGUAUAAAUAGGUUGGAAGCGCGAAUCCUGCGCCAGUGAACAAGAUGGGACUUUAUAGUGUAGUGAGCGUGUUAGCGCUUGUGGCCUUAACCCAAGCUUCAGUAAACGAUAAUGACAUUGAAGGCGGGGAAAGAGUUGUGCUGGUUGCGCCGGUUCUAGCGCCGCCCAGGGACUCAAGGACUCAUGAGCGGUCGCGCCAGUUCCCGAUAUUAGUGCUCCUUGCUCAGAGGAAUCCGCCGCCGAAGGAGCCCCAGGCUAAAUCGUUGGGGGUGAAUCCACAGCCUAUUUAUGUUCAGAAAUUAGAAGACCAACAGAGAUCCGGUCAAUUGAAUAGACAAAAGCGUCAUCUGCAUAAGCUGUUAGGACUAGGGCUUGGAGGCGGAGGUGGCGGCAUUUCGUUUGGCGGCGGUUUCGGAUAUGGCGGAGGUGGUGGAUAUGGCGGAAACGGUGGAUAUGGCGGAAACGGUGGCUAUGGCGGAGGAAGUGGCUAUACAGGUGGCUACGAGGGCGGAUAUGGAGGACAUGGCGGAUAUGGUGGCGGCCACGGAGGAUACCAAGAGCCCACCAAGACCAUUGUCGUGAAAGUUGUGAAAGAACACGGCCAUCACAGUCAUGGCGGAUAUGAAGGUGGCCAUAGAGGAGGCAACUACGGAGGCAACUUUGGCAGCGGCCAUAGUAACGGCGGCUUUGACGGAGGAUAUGGCGGGGGUUAUGGCUUCGGAUUCGGCGGGGGUGGCGGCGGCGGCGGUGGCGGUGGCGGCGGCGGCGGUGGCGGCUUCGGUGGUUACGGUGGCGGUGGCGGCGGCGGUGGUGGCGGCGGUGGUUACAGUGGCGGCUCUGAAGGUGGAAACGGGGUAUAUGGCGGCAAUAAUUUUGUACAGCCGAGUCAUGGAGGCUGCGGAGGUGGGUGCGGGGGUAAUUACGGCGGGGAUAAAUCCUCAGCCACCGCUACCGUUACUGCGACAGCAACGGCGAAUGCUCAAUCUGGGUAUGGAAAACGUAAAUAAUCUUUUGGAAGACAUAACCAAUGGAUUACAUUUGAAAACCAAAUCACCUAAUUCUCAUAAUGUUAAUUGUACCGACACGUGAGAGCUUUUAUGUUUAUUGCUCUGUGAUUCUGAUUAGGAUUUUAAACCAAAUAGCUUUAGUUAUUUAAAGCAAUUACUAACAACUUGCAUACAAAUUUACUGCCAAUUGUGUAUGCUUCUGUGAUCGAGUAUAGGACGUGAUGACAGAAUGCUAAAGAGUUGCGUGUUUGCUCAUUGGUGUAACAGCCCGUUCCCACUUGCCAGUUGUCAGGUGUCGGGACGGACAUGUGUAUUAUAUAUUUGUACCAAUCUACUGACAUAGAGAAAUAGAAUUAUUUAAUGAAUAUAAUACAAGGAAACGACUCUCGAGAAAUUUUAGUAGAAGGCACCAAGAAUUGUAACGAUUUCGCAUUUUGACUUUCGGGUGUCGGGUGCUUUGGUGGCCAAACAUUUUCUAUGUAGCUGUUCGAUAUCUAAUCUACAUCGAAAAUCCAUUACUGAUGCUCGUCUCGUGCAAAGUAACGAAAAGGGGCUUUAGGGUCGAUGCUUUUUUAGUAGAUCGCAAGUCGGACCUGCGACAUCCUAAAAAACAGGUUCCGACACCCGACAAGUGGGAAUGAGCGCUUAGCUCUUAGUUUGCAUUAAUUUGAAAAAAGAAUGAGAAAAACUUCUAUAAUUACCACUUUAAAUGCUUCUCGAGGCCCGUACCCCCGCUUGGCUAAGGUCAAACGAUGAGUAAAACGACACCUAUAUUUAAAAUCAAUGCAAACUAUUAUGAGUAAAAAAAUUGUCUGAUUACAAUUUUGUUUUAUGCCUAAGUACCUAUUAAUAAUAUUAAUGUAAUAUAGUUAUGAUAUACCUAUCUGCGUUUAAUUAUUACCACUACGAUUUCAUUGUUUGUUCGCGAUACAACAACUUUACUUUUAUUCAAAAUUAACCACUUAAAUUAACUAAGUAAAAAUAUAUAACAUCGGUAAGUAGGUAUUAUUAUUUUUGCGAAUUGUGAAUAUCAAUAUUAUUACCGUGCAUUCGUAGAAAUAUAGUAAGAUACCUAGAUGCUCAAUUCUGUGAAUAAAAAACAUACGUGAAGUA
Molecule: messenger RNA, 2132 nt
Organism: Pararge aegeria (speckled wood butterfly)
Lineage: Eukaryota; Metazoa; Arthropoda; Insecta; Lepidoptera; Nymphalidae
Gene: CPG10
Product: glycine-rich protein DOT1-like
Exons: 4
Coding region: 57-1019 (320 amino acids)
Source: RefSeq, a predicted model, not a curated record